Messenger RNA from Pseudopipra pipra, 2347 nucleotides. RefSeq names its product ceramide kinase like (gene CERKL). The transcript is spliced from 13 exons. NCBI's taxonomy places the organism in Eukaryota, Metazoa, Chordata, Aves, Passeriformes, Pipridae. Gene Ontology annotation, biological process: sphingolipid metabolic process; phosphorylation. Gene Ontology annotation, molecular function: lipid kinase activity. The coding region runs from base 27 to 1652 and encodes 541 amino acids. The record is from RefSeq and is a predicted model, not a curated record.
GGGGCAGGUGCGGCCGUGCCGCCGCCAUGCCGGGAGCUGCGGGCCCGCUCCCCCGGACCCAGCGCCCGGAGCAGCGCGCCCGGGCGGCGCCCCAGGAGCGGCGGCGGAGGGUGGCCCCGCUGGCCGCGGCCCCGCCGGCCCCGGCGGGGGAUGAGCCGCUCCUCAGGGGCAUCUUCGAGAUCGACAAGAGGAGCUGCGACGUGGUGCUGAACGCCCGGCGGCUCCGCUGGAGCCCCAUCCUGCCCGAGAGCCCCACAGAUGAUUCCAGUAUGGUUUUACAGGCUCAAGAGGAGAUUAUUGAAAUGAAAGAUGUGUUUUCGGUAAAACUGAAACGACGUCGUUUUGCAGGCCAGACAAAAGGUGGCACUUUGUUGGGUAUCACAGUUUUUAAAUGCUUGAAUAAAGAAGAGAAUAAACUAACAGACUGUGCUAUCCAUUUAAAUAACUUAAGUGAAGAUCAUUGUCAGUCAUGGUUUAGACAUCUGAAGGAAAUUUUGAACGGCUUUCAAAACAGACCAAAAUCCUUAAAAGUGUUUGUUAAUCCAAGCAGCCACAAAAAAGAAGCCACUCAUGUUUAUUAUGAACAAGUUGCACCUCUUUUUAAGCUUGCUGACAUAAAAACUGAUGUCACUGUAACUGAAUAUGAAGGACAUGCUCUCUCAGUACUUAAAGAAUGUGAACUCCAGGCAUUUGAUGGGGUAGUUUGUGUUGGUGGAGAUGGAUCUGUCAGUGAAGUUGCUCAUGGUCUACUGCUUAGAGCCCAGAUAGAUGCUGGAAAAGACACAGAUUAUGUAUCAAACCCUGUUAGAGCACCAGUUCCUCUUGGAGUAAUACCAGCAGGUACUACUAAUAUUUUGGCCCAUACGCUCUAUGGUAUUAAGCAUGUGGUAACUGCAGCAUUGCACAUCAUAAUGGGACAUAUUCAGGCAGUAGAUGUCUGUACCUUCAGUACUCCAAGCAAGCUGUUAAGGUUUGGGUUCUCAGCUAUGUUUGGUUUUGGUGCGAGAACUCUGGCUUUGGCUGAAAAACACCGUUGGAUGCCCUCCAGUCAGCGGAAGGAUUUUGCUUUUAUCAAAACACUGGCAGAUCUCAGGCCAGAGGAAUGUGAAUUAUCAUUUCUACCUCUACAAAUUCCACAGGAAGACUCUCAUGAGAAUGGCAGAAAGAAGAAAGAGAAAAUAAAAAAAGGUAGCAAGGAUCAAUGGCAGAAAAUUCAGGGUCACUUCCUGAAUGUGAGCAUUAUGGCAAUCCCUUGUCUGUGUUCAAUGGCACCAAGAGGCUUGGCACCUAAUACGAGGUUGAAUAAUGGAAGCAUGGCUCUUAUUGUUGUACAAAAUACUUCUCGAACAGAGUUUAUAAAGCAUCUGAAAAGAUACACCAGCGUAAAAAAUCAGUUCAAUUUUCCCUUUGUUGAGACCUACACAGUUCAAGAAGUAAAAGUACAACCAAGGCUUAAAAGUGGACAGGAUGCCAAAGAAAAUACAGAUCUGAAUGCUGCUUCUGCAGAAGGAAAUUACCCCUGGAAUAUAGAUGGAGAUUUAAUGAAAGAAGCAUCAGAAGUUCAUGUUCGGGUCCAUCCUCAACUUAUUGAUCUCUAUGGAGUGAACACUGAUGACCUGGAGAGUUCCCAAGCAACGUGCAACUGCAUAUAGAAGGGAUGCAGUGCAAGUUCUGUAAUAAAGAAUCCUUUUCUCACCUCUAUGCAAAGUUUUCCAAGGUGCUGGACUUGCACUCACUGAUGUCAGUUGUUGUAGCAGAAGCUUAACUGGGUUGUUUGUAGUAUUUCUGGUUUUAAAUUCCUAUCAAGUUAUAUAUUUUUACCAGGUUGUAUUUCACUGUGUAGAAGCUGUUAGGCUUAACAAGAAAAAAAUGAAAAUUGAUUAUAUUGGUCUCUUACAAAUUUGAGGUUCAAGAAGUGUCCACCAGAGUAGGAGAAAAUAUCUUUUUUUCUUUAAAGUUAUUCUAGAUUUUUUUAGUAUGAGAUACUUUUAAGUCUGCUGCUGCUAUCCAUGUUGUCAGAUGACUCAGUUCAACUAGAGCUGGCAAAUGUAGGUAUGGUACCCCCUCAUGCUGAAGAAUGGUGGCAAAAUAUAGAUUUAUGUAUUUAUUUUUUUAAUCCAGUACUUCUAUUUCUAGUCAUGAUUUUUAAUGUUGCCUUAAUAUAUUUGCUUUCAAAAUGUUUCUAGGCAAAUAAUAUAAAAGACUAUGCUGAUAUCCUUUACAACUUUUCUUUGUUCAAGUAUAUUUUAAAAACUACUCUUUGUACAAAAUAAGUAUUUUCUCUACCCUAGAACUGAGAUGUUAUUCAGCAUAGUUUUCUGUGUUGCUGAGAAUAAAAUUAUGAUAA